Molecule: messenger RNA, 192 nt
Organism: Sphaeroforma arctica JP610
Lineage: Eukaryota; Ichthyosporea; Ichthyophonida
Exons: 1
Source: RefSeq, a predicted model, not a curated record
UGUGCAACAACGUACAUCGCCUUGCUUAGUGCGUGCUACGCGCGCAUAGGCAAUGGUGUCCACCAAUCAGAUUCGCUAGUCGGUUUAAUUCACGAUGAAUUGAUUCGUCUGUUGUCGCACACGAGUGAACACGUGCGCAAUCUGGCCGCCGACUUCUGGUAUCGCGAGCAGAAGAUGCCCGCGGAAAUCGAA